Molecule: messenger RNA, 1246 nt
Organism: Penaeus chinensis
Lineage: Eukaryota; Metazoa; Arthropoda; Malacostraca; Decapoda; Penaeidae
Product: delta-like protein B
Exons: 9
Coding region: 71-1201 (376 amino acids)
Source: RefSeq, a predicted model, not a curated record
CGGCCUUCCAAGCAAUACACGCAGAUGUGCCCUGUGCUCAGUCUGGGGAACACCUAUCGACAGAGUCAGCAUGCUGAGGUAUCUCUUGGUACUGAUUCUUCUGGGCAUUUCCUGCCGUGGAGAAAAUGCUCCAGACCCAGAGAAUCCAAUCGCCGAGCCGCACAUCGCAAAAGAGGACUUCGUUGCCGACCGCAGGGACUUCAGGAAACUCCUCGAGGACAUGCUCUCGUUCUUCUGGGACACAAAGGACCAGUACAACGAAGCCAUGAACCGGGAGGCGGAGCACGACGCCCAAUCGCCCAGGGAAACCAACGAGUGCCCGGAGAAGAUCGAAAAUGCGUCUUGCGAUCACCACCAGGCGGAGCCGAUGGGUGGAUGCUGCGUCGACUAUGGGAAUCUUUGUCAGCUAAAACACGGAGGCAAAUGCUUUGAGUCAUGGAAGUACAACAAUCUGUUAUGCAACAUGAUGGUCCAAGGCAUUUGUGGCAAUAGCUCGAGCUGCUAUUGUUGCAUAGACUGCGACGCGCGAAACUCGUCAGUGUGUGCACAAACUGGUGGAAAAUGUAUGAAGCGAUGUGGGUUGACCAUGCGGGAAGUUAGUACUUCUUGCCACAGUCCCUUGUGCAGUUGCUGCGUGUCCUGCAACAAAGGUCAGUGCGAAGGAACAUGCCUGGGCAGGGAAUCCGACUGCAAGAGUGGUUAUUACAUGGAACCACACAAAUGCAUAGAGGACGAUUGUGUGUGCUGCAUCCCGUGCUCAGUUACAGCAAAAUGCCUAGCGAAAAAGGGGUAUCCUGAGAGAAAUACGGCAGACUGUAAGGACGGUUAUGAAGCCAAUGCUGCCGAGGCGGGUCCGGGAUGCGUCUGCUGCCAGCCCACGGAUGAUACGAAAAAGUGCAAAGUGAAGGGCAUUGUUGGCACCGAGAACCAAACCAUGAACUCAUUCUGUAGUGACACGGAAUGCCCUCCAAACUACCAUCAGUUUACAAACGGCUGCGAACCAUCGAAUGAAGGGUGCAGAUACUGCGUCCCUGGCUUCGGCAAGUGCAAGCUGAACGAAAAUUGUGAAAAGGCUGGAGGAUAUUGUUCACAAGGACCUUGUAAGGCCGGGUUCUACGUGGACGGGGACGCAGCUGCUUGCUCCAGCGCGGAUGAUACCCCAUGUCACUGCUGCAAACCUGACUGCGCUCGUUACAGCUGAGUUCAGUGGAUGGAACCGGAGUAGGAUUUGCUGCAGACGAAAAAG